This is a messenger RNA of Strongyloides ratti, 1752 nucleotides long. Its product is annotated as Protein kinase domain and Serine/threonine-/dual specificity protein kinase, catalytic domain and Protein kinase-like domain-containing protein. Gene Ontology annotation, molecular function: protein serine/threonine kinase activity; ATP binding. The coding region runs from base 1 to 1752 and encodes 583 amino acids. Lineage: Eukaryota; Metazoa; Nematoda; Chromadorea; Rhabditida; Strongyloididae. The transcript has a single exon. Gene Ontology annotation, biological process: peptidyl-serine phosphorylation; signal transduction. The record is from RefSeq and is a predicted model, not a curated record. Gene Ontology annotation, cellular component: cytoplasm; nucleus.
AUGACUGAAAAAACUCAAUUACAAUCAUUAAUAUGUUCACCCAUAAAUUUAGAAAAUAAUUUUGGAGAUAUUGAAAAUUUAGAAGGAUUAUUUAUAGACAAUUGGAGUAUUCAUGAAGUUAUUGGUAAAGGUGCAUUUGGUUAUGUAUAUAGAUGUUCAACAAAAACAAAAGAUGGAACUUUUCAUGAUGCUGCAAUUAAAUUUGAAAAAAAACAAUCACCAGGUAGUGCAUCUUUUCUUAAAAUGGAAUGUACUAUCUUAUUAAAACUUGCCAAAAUGGGAAAUAUGAAAAAUUUCACAACUUUAUAUAAUACUGGAGAGAGAUGUAAUUUUGAUUAUAUGAUUAUGACAUUACUAGGACCAAAUCUUUUUGAUAUUUGUGCUUUUCUUCCAGGUGAAAAAAUGGAAAUUGGAACAUGGGUUCGUGUUGUGUAUCAGGCAUUAUUAGCAAUACAAUCACUCCAUGAAAUUAAAUAUAUACAUUUAGAUAUUAAACCAGCCAAUUUUGCACUUGGACAUAGGAAUGACUCAAUUCGUUGUCAAAUUUUACAUCUUUUAGAUUUUGGUUUAUCACGAAAAUAUGGAUCACGUACAAAUCCUAAAAUUCCAAUUUACAGUGCUCCUAAACAAGGAAUUGAAUAUGUUGGAACAGUAACUCAUUGUAGUCCAUAUGCACAUUCAAGAGUUGAAUUGUCAAGACGUGAUGAUAUGUGGAGUUGGUUAUUUAUGUGUAUAGAUUUAUAUAAUGAAUUACCAUGGAGAGAAAAACAAGAUGACCAAGAAAUUGAAAAUUUUAAAAAAUCUGCAACAUAUCAACUUUAUUGUGAUUCUCUUCCAAAACAUUGUCACAUAAUAAUUGAUCAUAUAAUGAAACUAGGUACUUAUGAUUAUCCAGAUUAUGAACUUUGUUUUACACACCUUCUAGCUAUUAUAAAAGAUGAAAAUGUAAAAAUAACAGAUCCAUAUCAAUGGGAAUUGUUACCAUUAGAAACUAAAGAAAUAUUAAAACUUUCAUGUGAUUCACAACUAAAAAUAUCACCAAUUUUAGAAAAUAUGCAACAAAAACUUGAUUUAUUAAGUAAAGAAACAAAAUCUGAUUCAAUAGGUGAAAAUUUAAAAACAUUAAGAAUAAAUAAUGUAUUGAUUGGGCAAUUACAAGAUAAAAUAAAUUAUAAAGAAUGUGAAUUAGAAAUAACUCAAGAGGAUGAUUCAAUAAAUGAAAAUAGAGAUAAAAAAAAUAUUCAAAAAAAUACGAGUACUGAAUUAAAGUUAAACAAGAAAAAAAAAGUGGCAAAAGAUCAGGUUGGUAAUUGUAUCAAAAUUCGUUAUGCUAAGAAAAAAGAAAAUGUUCAUGGAGAAAUUCAAAAAGAUGCUAUAAAUAAAAAAUCAACAAACAGUAUUGAAAGGAGAAAAAAUAAAUCACAAAAUAGUAUUGAAAAAGGUAUUAUUUUAAAACAAAAUCAAAAUAAAUCAACAACUAAAAGUAAAAAUAGUCAUAAAAAUGAAAAUGUUCAUAAAGUUUUAGAUGUAUUACCACAAAAAAAGCAUGUUAAACGUCGAAGACAUUUUAAAAAAUUACCAGCUGUUGAUUAUGAUCCAAAUAUAAUGGUAAAAAUUCAAAGACGUUUUAAGGAUAAUAUGUUAGAAAAGUGUAAUGACAAAAUUAAGACAAAUGAAAUUAUUGAAGAAAGAAUACAAAAAGAAAAAAAUCCAAUAAUUAUGAUUGAAAAAAAUAAUGACGAUGACAAAUAA